GAAAGACCAAUAGGAUUAUGCCUGAAAAUUAUAAGACAUAGAAUCAAGAAACGGGGCUUCAUUUUGAAAGUAGUCGUUCAGCAGAGCGGAUGGUUUUCCAGUUACGGAUUACGUAGGACGAUAUCCGAUCUUUUCCAACGCAGAGAGAGUCAAUACAUCUGGUUCCUUGAAAUCUAUCAUCAAGGUAAAAUGGCAGCUGAACAGUAUAAUCCUGUAAAUGUUCAAUGUGUACCGGGGAGAAAGGCUCUGACCUUUCACUAUAAUGUGGCAGGAAUUACGGAUGUGUCAUGGGAUAUUGUCCAGAAAGAUAGGGAACACGUUGCCAAAUUUCGAGCGACUGCUGGUGGUAGCAAGUAUGGUCACACAACUAACCCUUUUCCGGACAACAUCAGAGUCCAACUGGUCAACGCCAGCCAGAAAACUACCAGGAACGAUUUCCAAGUAACGGUGAAAUCGAACAACCACGAGAUCAGAGAUUAUUUUCGUUGUUAGAUUACCAAAACAACAAACUCAAAGUAUUGCUAAAGCAUGGGAAAAUGAGAAGAGUUCCCCAAUCAGUUCGAUUUUGUAAUAGAAUGUAAUUUAAUCAUUAGAACUGUGUCUUGUACUGCUAUUUAAAACCAUUGUCUUGUAAUAAAACUGUGCUCUCAUUCCACGACCUGUAUUCUGAUAGCGCUAGCACAUUUAUUGUUUACUUACCUAUCUCCCCUCUCUGUCUUGUCGAAACCACAAAACAAUAGGUAAAUUCUACAUCGAUUUCAGUCCUGAAUAAUAUACCAAAUUCGGAAUCGGUUGAGUGUGCAAUGAGAACGCGACCACCUUAAAUAAACCAUAAGUAAUUAAAACUGA
Molecule: messenger RNA, 849 nt
Organism: Haliotis rubra (blacklip abalone)
Lineage: Eukaryota; Metazoa; Mollusca; Gastropoda; Lepetellida; Haliotidae
Exons: 6
Coding region: 190-492 (100 amino acids)
Source: RefSeq, a predicted model, not a curated record